Messenger RNA from Rhagoletis zephyria (snowberry fruit fly), 404 nucleotides. Its product is annotated as troponin I-like. The record is from RefSeq and is a predicted model, not a curated record. Gene Ontology annotation, biological process: muscle contraction. Lineage: Eukaryota; Metazoa; Arthropoda; Insecta; Diptera; Tephritidae. Gene Ontology annotation, cellular component: troponin complex.
AUCAACGAUCUCAAUGCCCAAGUUAACGAUCUGCGUGGCAAAUUCGUGAAACCAGCUUUGAAGAAGGUGUCCAAAUACGAAAACAAAUUCGCCAAGCUCCAGAAGAAGGCCGCUGAAUUUAACUUCCGUAACCAACUUAAGGUUGUUAAGAAGAAGGAAUUCACAUUGGAAGAGGAAGAGAAGGAGAAAAAACCCGACUGGUCCAAGGGCAAACCCGGCGAUGCUAAGGUAAAGGAGGAAGUUGAAGUUGAUGCCUAAGUUCGUUCCCGACCUAUGUGUGACUCCCGCCCUAAUUAUAAAUUUUAUUUAAAGUUUUUUUAAUUCAAACAACAUCAGAAUUACGAAUAUACUUCAUUAUUUACAAAUAUAUAUUUUUUAAAAAGUAAACAUAAUUGUUACAAACU